GAAAGUGUACAGAUAUUCUCCGAAUGCAAGAUAUCGUGGUGGCAUGCUCAACUCGUCUUGAUUUCAUUCAUCUUAACGAUUGUUAACAUUUGUAACGUUUUUAAUAGCUUUUUAAAUAGCAUAUUAUCUUAUUACGCCAUGGUGUGCGCCUGGUUAGGGCUAUUCCCAUAGAAUAUAAUCCAUUCUAUGUCUAUGGCUAUUCAAACAGGGAGAACGCUGCCAGCGAUAGUCAAAUUGUUUGCUGAGCUGAGACGAAAAUGUAGGAUGUGUCCCAGGAUUGAACGGUUUUGGUUAUGGCUAAACGGAUUCUAUUGCUCUACUCUGCUUAAACGCGCCUUCUGGCGUUUAAUUAUACUCCCCAUACAUGCUUGGAGAUUGAUCAUCCCAAAUUGUCCUCCUGAUCAUCCAGAACUCAUUCAGGACACCAACGAGUACUACUGCGAGUACGACUCAACAUGGGAAGAUCCAACAAGUGAAGAAACAAGUCGUAAGAGAACCAACAAUUACACCAUUCGGUCAACAAGGCAACGAGAUGAUAGGCGUAUGCCUAAUUUACAGUUCUACCUUGGACAGAGGGCCUCCUCCCCUGAUGGAAUCUACAUUGAGGACUUUCACAAUAACUGGUAUGGGAAAUAUUCAAAACUGGAAAGAGUUCACUCAUACAUACAAUGGUUGUUCCCUCUUCAAGAACGAGGAAUGAAUUAUCAAGCCAAAGAACUCACCAAGAAGGAAAUUGAGGCUUUCCUUCAAGAUGAAACUGCGAAGAAGAGGCUGGUCAAGUCGUACAAGCUCAUGCUGGACUUCUACGGCAUCCAGCUGUCAAAUGACACAACAGGGGAAGUACGACGUGCUAAUAACUGGCGUGACAGAUUUGACAACCUGGACAGACAUACACACAACAACCUGCGCAUCACCCGCAUCCUGAAGUGCCUGGGCACUCUGGGGUUCCCCCACUACCAGGCCCCACUCGUCCGCUUCUUCCUGGAGGAAACUCUUGUCAAAGGCAACCUGUACAAUGUGAAGGAGAGCGUGCUCAACUACUUCAUUUCUGCUGUCAUUGUUCAGCAAAAACGCAAGGAAUUAGUUGAGUAUGCCUAUAAGCUCUAUGAGGUCAAACAUCAGUUUGUCGUGCCCUAAGAAGAUCAAGUGUAAAUUUAGGGAAGGGACAUUCCCACAUAAUAAGAACCCAAUUGAUCUGUAACCAGAUCCAAAACAGAAUGGCAUAUACUCAGAUGACAGUGAUGACAACACUACCAGUCAUUAGUCUGUCUCACUAUGUUAACAAGGGUAAGCCAACGGAUAGGAGUGUAAUGGGAAAUUAUGUUAGUGACUUAGUGCGAUUGGGGACGCCAAACAAUGUGUGGUUGACACGGGUAUCCAUACCUCAUGAUAGCUUGCGUGGUCUAGCGACUAGUUACACUUAGAGAAACAAAGGUACCAGUCAGGCCUCAAUGACUACUAGUGGAAGGAAUCAAAACACCAGUGCUGAUUCAUCCUCUGAGAGUCUACCAAUUAUGCAAAAUGAUACUGCUCAGUCCAGUUAUGAGGUUUUUGGUAACGGGAGCUCUUUAACUAUCCACCUACUCUAGCGCCCCACUACUGAUUCUCUGAAAAUAAUAGCUGCAGCUAUUAAGCAAUCUGAAUGUGGACCUAGUGGUGUAGUUUCAGAGACAAUUACCGAUGAUCGGAGAAAGCGAGCUAGACAUAAGCAAACAGAGCAUAACCUUAAACUUAGAAGAGUUUCAGAGGAAAAGACUAAUAAAGAUGAUGAUGAUAGAAACAAUAAGGGAGCUGCAGAAAAGCAAGAAGAGAGUGAAUCAAGCAGAGAGGUUUCAGAGGACAAUAUUAGUACGUCCAGUGAAAGUUAAUUGAGUAAGAAACCUGAAGAGAAACUGCCAUGCCCAGCAAAGGAAAACUUACUCCAGGGAAAGAUUGCGUGUUUGAGAUAAUGUGAAGAUUGAUUUGAGUAAUCACCCAUGCCCUGCACUAAUGAAGGGAGAAAUAACAAGUAUGACCGGGGAGUGUGAGCGGUUCGCCGGGGGAGUGUGAGCCCGGCGAACCGGCUGGGGCGUGGGAGCCCGACGAACCGGCUGGGGCGUGGGAGCCCCGGCGAACUAGCUGAGGCCUGACGUGGGAUGGGCGCCUCCUGAGCCAACCGGGACAAGAAAACCUCUCGAGCCAGCUAGGGCGUGGAAGCCCGACGAGCUGACUUAGGCACCCCCGAUUCCAUCAGCGGCGGCCCCCGGACCCAACGUCACCACCAACCGGAAAGCCAGCACUCCCCGAUGCUUCAUAUGAUGGCUUCGGGAUUCUGUAGGACGGACGCUGGAGAAGAGAAGCAGGUACGGGGAGUAGAACAUUCAAUAUGGAACAGACAUCAAACAGGACAGAGACAAAAGACAAACCAACAUGAAUCCUGAAGCAGGGAACAAAGCUUGGGAACAUACAGAUAUAGGGGAGGUAAUGACCCAGGUGAUUGAGUCCAGGUGAGUCCAAUAAUUGCUGAUGCGUGUGACGGGGAAGGCAGGUGUGCGUACUGAUGGUGGCAGGAGUGAGUAAUGCUGGGGAGCCUGGCGCUUUUGAGCAGGAGAAGGCGUGACAAGAGAAUAAAUGUUAAUUGACUUAUUUUUUUUAUGUUUCAAUGACAAUUGUCAACUGCAAUUAGCAAUACUAUAGAUACUAGGGUUGGUGUCAAUUCCAUUUUAAUUCCAGUCAACUCGAGAAGUACACUGAAAUUCCAAUUAUUUUCAACGCUUAUAAAUGAGGAAAAUUUGGAAUUGGAAUUUGGUUUACUUCUGAAUAAUAUUAACUGGAAUUAAAAUGGAAUUGACCCCAACCUGAUAGAGACAACCAAUCAGUGCUUUACUGCUGAACAUACAAUCACAUACUGUUUCCAAUGACUUCAUACUAUAGCAAUCAAUGUGUUUAAAAUUCUCACAAUAUCCAUUCCAGAUAUAUGGUUUAUUAUCCCUCUACUUUUUUAAAAUUGUGAUUAAAAAGAUACCAGCGGGUAUCAAUUUGUAUGUACACAAAUUCAUUCAUAUUUAUGUACCAAGGAAGGUGAAGGAGUUAAUCAGUUACUUCCAUGUGAUGCUUAGACAGAAGAAAAGUAUACGUAAUAUAUAAAUAACAUGGUAUCAUAAACUCAGUUGAAUUUAAAUUACCUCAAAAUCAGUUUUUUCAAAUGUGACAAAAAAUCAUAAAAUAUGAAAAUGACUACAAAGAUGUUCAGAACUUUCAACUACAAGAGCAUUGUACUUUCAAAUCCUUAAUUCCCAAUAACAUCUAUUUGCAUACAGUUAUGAUGCUGAAAGUGAAAGUCACAGUGUGAUUAAUUUACUACAGUGAAAAGUUGUCCACAAAAGAAAACAGUAGCUAGGUUUCCAUCCAAUUGGCGACAAAUUUUCGUGUGAAUAUUCUCAAAUCUGCAUAAAAACAAUAUGCCCAUUUUCCCACCAGAUAUGUGUUUCCGUCAAAUUGACUUGUUGCAGAUAAAAGGUUGUGCGUGAUGACGUACUGCGCAUAAAAAAUACAUUUUGUGUUUAAAUUCCCAUGCACCAAAUACAUUUUGUGUUUAAAUUCCCAUGCACCAAAUACAUUUUGUGUUUAAAUUCCCAUGCACCAAAUACAUUUUGUGUUUAAAUUCCCAUGCACCAAAUACAUUUUGUGUUUAAAUUCCCAUGCACCAAAUACAUUUUGUGUUUAAAUUCCCAUGCACCAAAUACAUUUUGGGUUUAAAUUCCCAUGCACCAAAUACAUUUUGUGUUUAAAUUCCCAUGCACCAAAUACAUUUUGGGUUUAAAUUCCCAUGCACCAAAUACAUUUUUUUAAUGUAAAUGAGUUUCCCUCACAAUUUCAACUCUACUGAUGUUUGAUUUAUAUAGUCUGGUAUUGGCACGUGCGCUCUAGCCAACAGUGCUAUCUGCGCCUUCUUGACUAGAGUGCACGUAUAGCCUACAUGAUGAGAUUAUUAUUAUGGACAAAGGAGCGAGAUUAUUUGUCAGGUGGCAGCCAAACAUCGAUUAUCAUGUCACCAGAAUAAGAUCCUCGAUAUUUUGGAAAGGAGGAUCAAGCUGUAGGAUCUUGCAAUUUCACCACCCUGUGAAGUUCAUCAUAAUUGAUAUCAAUAUUUGCAGACAUAAAAGCAUUUCCAUCGACAUUUCUCGCGUAUUUCAUUUUACAGACACAAAAAGAUCCAACCUUGUGUAGUGUAUUUGUUUUGUGGACAUUUGAAAAGUUUACACAAAAGUUUACACAAAAAUCUUUAUUUUUCCAUCAGGCGUUUCCAUCAGACGUGUUUUAUCCGACAUUACUUGCAUAAAAAGGUUAUUGCAAUGUAUUUUUGUCAGUUUCCACUUCUGCAGUUUUAGCACUCUCCUUCGGGACGUUAUUUUUUGUAAAUUCUUUGCUCUUGCUCCUGUCCCAGCGGUCUCUGUGUUUGUCCCCAGUCUUGUGCUGGGACUGAGACAGGGAGAGAGUCAGUAAUAUUUAUUCUAUUAGGCUCCCUCUCCCUAGCUUGGCUGACACAAAGACUUUGAUUUAGGUGCUAGCCAGACUACUCUCUCCCUGCCUCUGUCCCUGUCUCUGCUCCUGGAUUUGUCCCUUUUCUCUGUUGCUGUCAUAGUCUCUCCAGUCAGUGACCAUUGUCCCAUUGGCUGCAUUAGAGAUACUAAGCAACCUAAAUCAUAUCCACGCAUUAUUACAAAGAUACAUUUUAGAACUUUCAAUGAGCAGCAUUUCCUGUAUGAUCUGGGUUGUAUGAUUGGAAGGCUGUGUCCUCUAUCUCUGAUUUUUUAUUUAUUUUACCUUUAUUUAACUAGGCAAGUCAGUUAAGAACUAAUUCUUAUUUUCAAUGACAGUUGGUUAACUGCCUGUUCAGGGGCAGAACGACAGAUUUGUACCUUGUCAGCUCGGGGGUUUGAACUUGCAACCUUCCGGUAACUAGUCCACCGCUCUAACCACUAGGCUACCCUGCCGCCCCAGGGUAAAGGACAGCUCUAACUCAUGGUUCAUGCAUGAAUUAGCUGAAAGAUUUCAUGAACGAAACUUAGCUUGGGCUAAGGCUAGAUUGACUGAUUCUACCUCUGACUGGCAGUCCUUUAGGCAUUUCAGAAAUAGAUGUCUUACUCUGGUUAGAAAAGCAAAGUCAACUUACUUCUUGAAUUUUGUAUCUGAGAAUGUUGGAAAUCCAUCUAUAUUCUGGAAAGUGGUCAAAUCUCCCCCCAUUUCCCCAGUGGGUUAUGACAGCCUCUGGUCCCUUUCCUUCCAGUUCUCUGCUGCCAAUGACUGGAACGUAUUGCAAAAAUCACUGAAGCUGGAGUCGUAUAUCUCCCUCUCUAACUUUAAGCAUCAGCUGUCAUAGCAGCUUACUGAUCACUGU
This is a messenger RNA of Oncorhynchus mykiss (rainbow trout), 5380 nucleotides long. RefSeq names its product opioid growth factor receptor. NCBI's taxonomy places the organism in Eukaryota, Metazoa, Chordata, Actinopteri, Salmoniformes, Salmonidae. The record is from RefSeq and is a predicted model, not a curated record. Gene Ontology annotation, molecular function: opioid growth factor receptor activity. Gene Ontology annotation, cellular component: membrane.